Molecule: messenger RNA, 821 nt
Organism: Baudoinia panamericana UAMH 10762
Lineage: Eukaryota; Fungi; Ascomycota; Dothideomycetes; Mycosphaerellales; Teratosphaeriaceae
Exons: 1
Coding region: 99-560 (153 amino acids)
Source: RefSeq, a predicted model, not a curated record
UAGCGGGAGAGGUUGUCUUCCCUUUUCGAUUCAGAUGUGUACGUAGUAUCGAGUGAUCCGUCGGACGUAGUUUGACAAGUGCAGUGGCGCUGGUUACGAUGCUUCCAGGUUUGCAAGAAAACCGCCAACUCGCCGAGCGUCGAAAGUUCGCCAAUGUGUAUACGCUCUGCAGUCGAUCCACUAGCGACAUACGUAACUCACGUGACUGUGUAGAGAACAACCUUCGCCAUUGCACAGACCGUCGACGAGUUGUACUAGGCAAUGCGCACUAUAACCAAGGCGUCUCACCCACCCUUAGUCUUUUUUCGCAAGCUAUACGCAGAGUACGCCAUACAAGCAGCACUAACAACGCAACUCCCAAACUCCAACGGCGCAAGCUUCGCCCACCCGCCUCCCAUCGUCACGAACAACCCACUCGCGAUCAGCCGCGAGAUCAGCGACCACCAAUAGAUCGCCCAGUCAUCCUUCAGCGCGCCUACAAGCUCGAAGCCGUUGAUGGUAAUGAGAGCGAAGGCUGUCAUAGACUCAGCAGCGAACCUUACAACGAACGAUUAGGUUGAAACACUGACCAAUAAAACGCCCAAUCUAGCGUCUUGGAGUUGAAAUUGCUCAACCACACCGCUGGGGUCGUAAAGAGAGAGUGUGUUCUGGAAUAUGAUGAUGCUGGAGAAGACUGUCUGGAAGUAGCCGGGCGCUGAGCGUGGGUAGCCUAUAUUGAGUUGAGUUGUCAUGGCGAGCUUGGUCUUGUUCGCUUCGUGAAGUGAUCUUUGCAGGUCGGUGUCGCGUCGUGAGGGUGGAGAUAUAGAAAGGAAGUAUCCUUG